CAUCAAACAAACAAGAGUGACAUUUGGAAAAUUCUGAUAAGUUCUGGAAUAAAAAUAGGACAAUAAUGACUUAACGGACGUUUUCUAGGGGCAACCAACCUAGUGUGGCCGUUAAUUGAUCAUAUUACCACACGUACUGUUUGCAGUACCGAGCAAGCUGAUUAUUCCUACAGCAACCUCAUUCAUUCGGGAAUCUUCUAUCUGUACAAUCAUGUUGCCUAGUGAAAACAAAUGAUGUUUGUAUUUGAGUAUUCUGAUGGAAGCCCAAACGAGUUUCAACAAAGCUUGUAUACUUAAAUCCUCCUCUUCAAAAGCACUGGCUAGGCAUUCGAAAUCCAUGAGUCUACUUGUAAUACACUUCUAUGAUACCCACAAUGGACAGCACCAUGAAUCCAGGUAACAAUAAGAUUGUCUUCGUUCUUGGGCCUCCAGGAAGUGGCAAAGGCACGGUUUGCAAGGAGGCUGUCAAAUCGUUGAAGCGUCCUCCUCAUCACCACCUCUCUGUUGGGGACUAUCUACGGGAACUCUGUGACCCUACGACGAUCCAGGCUGGGAACGACAUCGAUCACAACAAGAUUCGUGAUUACUUGCGAGAUAACAAGUUACUACCUGCUGACGUGCUCAUCCCGAUUCUCAAGGACAAGAUAAAUUCUACGCCGAAUGUGGAUGUCACAGAGACUACUUGGUUGAUUGAUGGGUUCCCGCGUAAUAUGAAGACUGCUCGCGCGUUCGAAAAGACAAUUGGCAUGCCCCUGAAAGUCAUCGUUCUCGAAUGCAGCCGUGACGUCGCCAAACAUCGAUACCUGAGCCGAGCUAGAGAGCAGAUGGACGAUGAGGAACGCUUUGAUAAGCGAUACGAUGGCUACAUCAAGAACAUGGAGGCUAUUCAGAAGCACUAUAAGAGUAAGGGUGUUAAUAUGGAAUCGAUUCCUGCGAACGGAGACAAGGUGAAGUGCCUGGGGGAAUUUAUGGCCGCGUUACCUGGGGUAUCUGAAGAUUGAACAAGCGAGAAGACAAAGGUAUUGCGGGAGAUACGAGAUACGCU
This is a messenger RNA of Xylaria bambusicola, 1045 nucleotides long. Its product is annotated as P-loop containing nucleoside triphosphate hydrolase protein. The transcript has 3 exons. The coding region runs from base 363 to 1001 and encodes 212 amino acids. The record is from RefSeq and is a predicted model, not a curated record. Gene Ontology annotation, biological process: nucleobase-containing compound metabolic process. Gene Ontology annotation, cellular component: cytoplasm. NCBI's taxonomy places the organism in Eukaryota, Fungi, Ascomycota, Sordariomycetes, Xylariales, Xylariaceae. Gene Ontology annotation, molecular function: AMP kinase activity; ATP binding.